UCGACCCGUUUUUCGUGAAAGUGACGGACUGGCCCUGACAUAGGUAGGACACUCCUUUACAGACUCGGGCAUUCCACACUCCGACGGGAUUCAUUUGAAUCGGGCCUGCCGCAAAAUAUGGACAGUUCUUUUGACAUCGACUCGACAAAGAAAGUUGGGAGCAAGUUAUUUUACCACUCGAGUAUUUGCGCGAAGAAGAAAAGCUUGACACAACCACCGUUGGCAUCUGCACAGCAUGAGACAGUACCCACCGCGAGCCUAAAUAUUUCUCUUCCUAACGGUGUCUCAGACGCGGGGGACUUCAACGCGCGGGUCGACGGAUUGAGCAAAAAAAGAAAAAAGGGCUGCUCUGAACCGCAGUCUGACAGUAGGCGACUGAAAGACUGUGUUGCCGCCGCCGAAACCAUGACUGACCAUGUUAGUCGAGGCAAACGACAAGGCCUGCCAUCUGCCCCUGUGGAGAAGGUGAAAUCGGGCAGUUCUUCUGGCUGUGACCAUAAAUGCUCGAAAGACUUCGCUUCCAACAACCUCUCCAAUUUUGCCGCAAGCUCGAGUUUGGACACUGCCCUACCUGGGUUGCCUCGACAUCAAGCGCCUGAUGAGUUGCUAUCUUGCACCGUAUUUGUUGGAAACCUCCCCUUGACCACUAAGCCAAAACUGCUCAAGUCUGUCUUCUCAAAGUUUGGCCCUGUUGUUUCUGUCCGUAUACGUUCUGUACCUGUAGAUUUGGAAGGUAAGAUGCCGCGUGGCAGGAAGAUCAUCACCGGUAAACUACACACCGAAAGGAAAAGUACGAAUGCCUACAUCGUGUUCAAGAAUGCAAGUUCUGUAAUGGCUGCGACGGAGUUGAACAUGCAGGAAUUUAACGGUCGUCAUAUACGCGUGGACCGGGCAACACCACCAACUUCUAAGGGAAACAGGCACGGCAGUGACUUGGCGUAUGACCACUCCCGGUGUUUAUUUCUCGGGAACCUGCCAUAUGCAGUUGACGAGGAGGAAAUUAUCCGUUUCUUCCACCGUAGCAAAGAGUAUCCAGAACUUUCGAAUUCGAUCGAGGCGGUGCGUAUCGUGCGCGAUCGGAAGACAAGCGUGGGUAAAGGAAUUGCGCUAGUACUUUUCAAAAGGUCUGGAGACUCACGUGUGGGAUUGUUGCUUGACAGGGGGAAGAUAGGAGAGCGUGAAAUACGUAUCGUGCGAGCAGGUAAGAAUACGACCGUACAUACCCCAGCGAAAAAGAAACGAUGCGGUGUUGAAAGCUCAAAUGCGCUGAGUGCGCGGGGAGAAGCCAGAACUCCGAGUAUCUGUGGAGGCGUCACACAGAGGGGAACCUCAGUGGGAGCUGUCGUAGGCUGGGAAGGGCUGCGGUCGCGGCCGAGGGGUAAGCGACGCGACGAGCCGUGCAUAGGAGACAGAAGUGAUGGCUCUAGUUCUCGGGCUGUGAAUACAGCCAUGAAGUCAACACCACGGAGUAGAAAACGGCCUGCAGUUGCAGCGCGGAAGGCAAAGUGCAGAGUACAGGCACUUGCGAACAAAGUACAGGCACUUGCGAACAAAGGAGAUUAG
This is a messenger RNA of Micromonas pusilla CCMP1545, 1563 nucleotides long. RefSeq lists its product as uncharacterized. Gene Ontology annotation, cellular component: nucleolus. NCBI's taxonomy places the organism in Eukaryota, Viridiplantae, Chlorophyta, Mamiellophyceae, Mamiellales, Mamiellaceae. The transcript has a single exon. The record is from RefSeq and is a predicted model, not a curated record. Gene Ontology annotation, molecular function: RNA binding. The coding region runs from base 118 to 1563 and encodes 481 amino acids.